Molecule: messenger RNA, 4285 nt
Organism: Spinacia oleracea (spinach)
Lineage: Eukaryota; Viridiplantae; Streptophyta; Magnoliopsida; Caryophyllales; Amaranthaceae
Exons: 2
Coding region: 2528-4156 (542 amino acids)
Biological process (GO): meristem maintenance; meristem development
Source: RefSeq, a predicted model, not a curated record
GGCCGAGUUCUUGUCAGAUUUGGACUCUUAGAACAAGGAGCUUUUUGGGAGAUUCACCUGAGUCUUUUAGUGCGUAUUAACUUAUAACGGAAUGCGUCUGGGCCCGUUACGAACUCUAGGUUCGUUAGGAAUUUAAUUAAUACGUAACUCUUAUUUUCGAAUUAUACCAGGAAUAGAAUUCCUUUGUAAAUUCUAUCUCUUUUAGGAUUUAUGUUGGAGUGCAACACCUAAUUCUGACAGAUUUCUAUCUUUUAUGAUUUUGCCACUUUUAACAACUACCUUUUACGGCAGGUUUCUAUAAAUAGCAGCUUUGGCUGAAAUGAAAGGGUGACCGAGAUUCGUUAUUUUAUAGGAGAUGCGUUGCCAAGUGGAGAUUUAUGUUCUCAUCAUCGAACCUUCCCUUUCGGGAACGGGGACAAAAGUAGGCGUCUACAGUUAGCCCCCACUUUGACUGAGUCUCGAGAUGAGACGAUGGUCAAAGUACUAGACGGAGUGCGUCAUACAAGCCAUGGUGUAUGUGACCUGUUUUGCGAGGGUCUCACGAGCCCCUGAGUGAUAACAUUUGACUUAAGGGUCAUCACUUGAAGUGUUAACACAUUCCUCACGCGUCAUUGGAAUUUGUUAACUGAUAGUAUAGAAACUCCCUCACUUUGUCAUUGGAAGUAUCUAAAGAUGUUUUCGAAAUCAAAGCUAUAAAGUGUAACUAGGCCUGGCCAAGCCCAAUCACGAGGUAAAACGUUUUUAAAGAUUCUCAUUUUCAGGGUUAGCUAAACGAGAAAACCCCCUUGUUUUUAUAGGACGUAAAACGAAGGAAAAUCCAGCACAUCGCUCUUUUUUGGAAAAGCGGAAAACCAAUCCUUUGAUUUUUGGAAAAGGGAAACCAUCCUUUGAUUUUUGAAAAAGGGAAACCAUCCUUUGAUUUUUGGAUAAGGGAAACCAUCCUUUGAUUUUUGGAAAAGGGAAACCAUCCUUUGAUUUUUGGAAAAGGGAAACCAUCCUUUGAUUUUUGGAAAAGGGAAACCAAGAAAAGUUAUCGCUGCAGCGACUAAGGACCUGCGCGGUUAGUGACGCAGACCCCGCCCGCUGAAGGUGGGUGAGCCUGUCCGCUGAGGGUGGACACCCCGUCCGAUAGAAGUGGACGAAUCUGUUUCCAUGUUUUGAAAAUAAGGACCUUCGUGGUUUGUGACGUAGACCCCACCCGCUGAAGGUGGGAGAGCCUGUUUUUGUUUUGAAGAUUUUAUUUUCUUUUCAUUUUCGAAAACUGAGGACCUACGCGGUUAGUGACGCAGACCCCUCCCGCUGAAUGUGAGCGAACCUGAAUUCGUCUUUUCGAUUUGGGACUCGCGUGGUUCGUGGCGCGAUCUUGCCCGAUCGAGGUGGGCCAGGCCCUAUUUCAUUUGUUCUUUGGAUUUCUCUUGAGAAUUUCUUUUUAUUCAUUCUUGUAAGAGCGAAUUCUUUCGAGGGAUGUUCGGAUUUAGUUGCAACCUGAAUGUGGGUCGGCAACGUGUCUAAACGGACCAUCAUUUCGUGGUCGUCUGCCUUUCGUGGUUUUGAACAAGUCUUUACGGCUCAUAGGAUGUAUGUCACCGUUUAGAACUGGCCUAGUUAUGCCAUUACUUGGGUCCUUGUGAAAUGACCGGUGGGACCAUAUGUGAAUGUUAAUGGAGACCUUUUGCUUUGAGGUCGAGUUCAUUUUUGAAUUUGUCCAAGCACGGGACGUAGCUUGGAAACGUUGUUUCCACUUGCAUCCCUUUUUUGAAACGCAUAUUUUCUUUCUUUCGAGCCCCCAAGCAGUUGUACUUGGUGGUCGUUCUUUGCCAAGAGAAGUACGUAUUUUAUAACGUCCUUAAUCGUGUAUGGGAUCGUGCUCGUAAGUGCGAGCGAUCUUUGUAGUGGUAUGCUACUUUGAUGAAGUCGUGGAGUGCGACUUCAUUUUCUGGGCGACAAAGUUUGCUUCAUUUUGCAAUAAUUAAUACAUCGAGCUUACUUUGGCCCGGAUUGAUCUUUAUGACAAAUAAACGCUUUUUAAUUUGAGAAACCAACGACUUGAUUUUUUUUUGUGUUUCGAAGAAUGACCUUGAUUAUUAUUUUUCCUAUAUUGCCUUGAAAAAUGUACACAUAUUUUUUCUUGAGAUGAGUCUAAGUUUCGACAAGCUUUAACAUUUGUUUUCACUAUUCGGGCUCUAAAGGUGCUUUGGGCUUGAUCUUGAUACAACAGGGCCUCGUGUCUACUAACACGGUUUUAAGUCAUUUCCUGCUCCGCGUUUUGAAGGAUCCGGGCCUUGGGCUACAUUUCCGGCGCCCCUGGCCAGGCGUUAAAAAUUUCGGCACCCAGCCUUAGGCGCUAGAAGUUCUAUUUUGGCAGUUUUUCUUAGUUCCGGAUUUCUUAACGCGUUUCCGAAUGGGAUUAGGAUGUCACUUGAUGCUUUCGUGUAUAUAUAGGGGUUAAGUACGUCUUUCUUUUUCCCCACUCUCAAUCUUCCUCUCUUUUGCAAUUGCUUAGCUUUUAUUCUUCCCUACUCUUGCCAUGCCGAUUCCUUCCUUCUCCCUCCAACGAGUUGUUAGGCGCUGGCUAAGAGCCAUUAAUCCCACAGAAAAGGCUUUGUUGAAAGGAUACCACUUAGAAGCAUUCUUAGGCUUACAACAAAUUAAUAUUGAUUAUAAUUUUCUGUAUGCGGCCCUAAACUUUUGGGAUUCUGAUCACCAUGUUUUUGUCUUUCGGGGCAAUGAAGUAUGCCCUUUGCCAGAUGAAUUUGCCGCGAUCCUUGGUUAUCCUACCAAUGCUACUCCUGCUACCCCUGGCACUGUUGAAGAGGGUAAAACAACUAUAGGGGCUUUCCUAGGACUAGAUGCUAACAUGCUCGCUGAGAUCGUUGUGGGUGAUAAGGUUAAUUUGGAAAAGCUUGUAAAACAUCACUUUAGACCUAGUAAAAAUAUGACCGAACAGAAAUUGAAUAUUCGAGCACUUGUAUUCUGCUUGUUGAACCACUAUUUACUGUCGAAUAACAAUGGCGAGUUCAGUGACAUAAGGUUGAUCCCCUUGAUCAGCCAGAUGGAGAGUUGCUAUUCCAUUAUGCCGUUGGUUGUUGCCGAGACCUUACUGAGUGCGGAUGAGUUAAAAAAGGAUGCCAAGUCUGAAAUUUUUAAGGGGAGCCCCCUAUUGCUGCAGAUUUGGCUCAUGGAACGACUUAGGCUUUUAGAAGCUCCUGCCGAUCCUAAACAUUAUCGCCCUAUAGCCUUGGGUAACCGAAAGUAUUUGCACCAAGGCCAGGACGAGGCCGAGUGGGCCUCCUAUUUCACUCAUGGCAUAUGCUCUAUUAAGUGGGUGGUACCGUGGUGGGGUUUGACUAAUAUGACGGGGGGUUCCGAGGUGUUAGUUUAUGUUUCUUUGUUGGGGCUAUCUCGGCCCGUUUACAUCUUUCCUUACCGAGUCAUGCGACAAUACGGCUUAAGGCAGACUAUCCCGUUUUCCGAUACGGUACCACCUAAAGUAGCGGUCUUUUCACAAGCACGGGUUCAAGCGUGGGCUAAGUAUUAUGGUGGCCUCCCGCGUUGGACCGUGGCUACAUAUGGCUUUGUGGGUCUUUCCGAAAACUACAAGUUGUGGAUGAGUUCCGAUGAUAAGGCUGUGAGAACUAAGGCUCGAAAUGAAGAGUCGGCUGAGCUUUUGAUACCUCGAGGUAGGGCUAAGUAUGAGAGCCGUGAUCCUGCUAAUCCUCGCGACCAUGGUAUUAAGACUGUAAAAGCUCGUCCUGAUCGAAAGCGAAAGGAAGUUCCUCCCCGUUCCAGUUCUAGGCCUAAAAAGGUGCCUAACAUGAAGGGGCCUGUCGUUCAAAAAAGGAAUGUAAGCUCUCGCGGAUAUCGUCGCCGUAAUAAUGUAUGGGUUAGGAAAGUUCAGCCCCUAGUAGAACAAGUGGCUAAUCCAAUUGAUGUUGAUAAUCCUUCCCCUACCAUUGUUUGUGCCCUUGAGGCUGAGCGGGCUAUAGCUGUUCAAACUGAAAAUGUUUCUGAGGCCUUGGCAUCCUUGGAUGUUAGUGUCAAGGAGGCUGUUCUUAUGGAGAUUGAUAUAGGGGCAGCGCAGAAGCCUGUGGGGGUGGACCCUGCAAACGUUGCCCUCUAUAAAACUUUAUUUGAUGAUCCGGAAGAACUCGAGUAGUGUAGUUCUUGUUAGGGCGUAGGUGCCCUUUAUUUAUUUCAGUUGUGUUUGUUUUUCAUUCCUUAGCACUUUUUGUUUUCCUACUUAUUAUUUUUAAAUAUUAAUAAAGGCGUAAUUUUAUUUUUCUUG